AUGAAGGCUACCAAUGCUAUCUACCUCGCCCUUGCGGCCACUGUCUCCGCCAGUACUUUCCAGACUCGCGAUACUGAGCCAGUUACACUCGCUCUCUCGAAUGAUUUGACCAGAAGCUACGCAACUGCUCAAAUUGCCACCGAUGGCCUCGCACAUUCCAUCGGAGUCUUCUUCGCUGGAAGCCCUGUGAGCCAGGACGGCAAGAUCCUGGCUUCCUCCGCUCAGCUAGCAACCGUUCCGAAUGGAAUCCACUGUGAAAUCACCAACGGCGGAGCUACCAUUGCUACUCUGACCGAGCAGAGCACUUAUGCGGAUCUUGAUGGCAACCCCGACAAAUCGAUUCCCGUUGACCUGAGUGGUGCUAGAGUCGCUUGCACUGUUUGA
Molecule: messenger RNA, 384 nt
Organism: Penicillium manginii
Lineage: Eukaryota; Fungi; Ascomycota; Eurotiomycetes; Eurotiales; Aspergillaceae
Exons: 1
Coding region: 1-384 (127 amino acids)
Source: RefSeq, a predicted model, not a curated record